UGGGCAGGUCGACCGCGGGCCUACAUAAUUUACAGAAUUGUGGUGGGACUGGCUCUCCUGGGCUGGGUAUCAGGAGAUGUUGUGUAUGAGACCAACGAGUUCUAUAUGGGAGAGGCCUGGAGAUGGCUGGUGUUCGCCUCCAACUGGAGCUUCGCAAUUCUGGCAGUUUCUGCGGUGUUCCAAGCGGUCACCUGCACCAUAUAUGAAUACAAGCCAUACUGGAUAAUGG
This is a messenger RNA of Candidula unifasciata, 229 nucleotides long. NCBI's taxonomy places the organism in Eukaryota, Metazoa, Mollusca, Gastropoda, Stylommatophora, Geomitridae. The record is from the annotation of a GenBank genome assembly.